Messenger RNA from Jaculus jaculus (lesser Egyptian jerboa), 3397 nucleotides. It is a transcript of the gene Aldh18a1, whose product is annotated as aldehyde dehydrogenase 18 family member A1. Lineage: Eukaryota; Metazoa; Chordata; Mammalia; Rodentia; Dipodidae. The transcript has 18 exons. Gene Ontology annotation, molecular function: ATP binding; glutamate-5-semialdehyde dehydrogenase (NADP+) activity; glutamate 5-kinase activity. The record is from RefSeq and is a predicted model, not a curated record. Bases 165 to 2552 code for a protein of 795 amino acids. Gene Ontology annotation, cellular component: cytoplasm; mitochondrion.
GUCCGUCCCACGUCCCCGGCGCUUUACUCCAACGCUGCUGACGCAACGCGCCGGCCGGAGAAAAAGCGGCCGCGGCGGGCGACCCGAGUCGGCCGAGGUGGAGUGCAGGCGCGCACCGGCGGCGGCGGCGGGGCAGAUCCUUGAAUUUGUGACCAGAUCUCAGCAUGUUGAGGCAAGUGUACUGCUCUGGGUUCCAGCCCUUCAGCCAACGUCUUCUGCCUUGGGUGCAAUCCACAGCUGUCUCCGGAUCCCGUCGUGUGCAGCCCUCAGCCAUCAGGCAUGUUCGUUCUUGGAGCAACAUUCCCUUUAUCACAGUACCUCUCAGCCGUACCCAUGGCAAGUCCUUUGCCCACCGCAGUGAGCUGAAGCAUGCCAAAAGAAUUGUGGUGAAACUUGGCAGUGCCGUAGUGACCCGAGGAGAUGAGUGUGGCCUGGCACUGGGGCGCCUGGCAUCUAUUGUUGAACAGGUUUCUGUGCUGCAAAAUCAGGGCCGAGAGAUGAUUCUUGUGACUAGUGGAGCUGUUGCCUUUGGCAAGCAGCGCUUGCGCCAUGAGAUCCUUCUGUCUCAGAGCGUGCGGCAGGCCCUUCACUCAGGACAGAACCAGCUGAAAGAGAUGGCAAUACCAGUCUUAGAGGCCCGAGCUUGUGCAGCAGCUGGACAGAGUGGGCUGAUGGCCUUGUAUGAGGCCAUGUUUACCCAGUACAGCAUCUGUGCUGCCCAGAUUUUGGUGACCAACUUGGACUUCCAUGAUGAGCAGAAGCGUCGGAACCUUAACGGUACACUCCAUGAGCUGCUCCGGAUGAACAUUGUUCCCAUUGUCAACACAAAUGACGCAGUUGUGCCCCCAGCCGAGCCCAACAGUGAUCUUCAGGGGGUAAAUGUUAUUAGUGUUAAAGAUAAUGAUAGCCUGGCUGCCCGUCUGGCUGUGGAAAUGAAAACUGACCUCUUGAUUGUCCUUUCAGAUGUAGAAGGCCUUUUUGACAGCCCCCCAGGGUCAGAUGAUGCAAAGCUCAUUGACAUAUUUUAUCCUGGAGAUCAGCAGUCUGUGACAUUUGGAACCAAAUCUAGAGUGGGAAUGGGUGGCAUGGAAGCCAAGGUGAAAGCAGCCCUCUGGGCUUUGCAAGGUGGUACUUCUGUUGUUAUAGCCAACGGAACCCACCCAAAGGUGUCUGGGCAUGUCAUCACAGAUAUUGUGGAAGGAAAGAAAGUUGGCACCUUCUUUUCAGAAGUAAAGCCUGCUGGCCCAACCGUUGAGCAGCAGGGAGAAAUGGCCCGGUCUGGAGGAAGGAUGUUGGCCACACUGGAGCCUGAACAGAGAGCUGAAAUUAUCCAUCACCUGGCUGAUCUGCUGACAGACCAGCGGGAUGAGAUCCUGUUAGCCAACAAAAAAGACUUGGAGGAGGCAGAGGGGAGACUUGCAGCACCGCUCCUGAAGCGUUUGAGCCUCUCCACAUCUAAACUGAACAGCCUGGCCAUUGGGCUCCGGCAGAUCGCAACCUCCUCGCAGGAUAGCGUGGGACGUGUUCUGCGCCGGACCCGGGUUGCCAAAAACCUGGAAUUAGAACAAGUGACUGUCCCAAUUGGUGUUCUUCUGGUCAUCUUUGAAUCACGCCCUGACUGUCUACCCCAGGUGGCAGCCUUGGCUAUUGCAAGUGGUAAUGGCUUGUUGCUCAAAGGAGGAAAGGAGGCUGCACACAGCAACAGGAUUCUUCACCUCCUGACGCAGGAGGCCCUGUCCAUCCAUGGAGUCAAGGAGGCUGUACAGCUGGUGAAUACGAGAGAGGAAGUUGAAGAUCUGUGCCGCCUUGACAAAAUAAUAGAUCUGAUCAUUCCUCGAGGCUCUUCCCAGCUGGUCAGAGACAUCCAGAAAGCUGCCAAGGGGAUCCCAGUGAUGGGGCACAGCGAGGGGAUCUGCCACAUGUAUGUGGAUUCAGAGGCCAGUGUGGACAAGGUCACCAGACUUGUCAGAGACUCUAAAUGUGAAUAUCCAGCUGCCUGUAAUGCCUUGGAGACUUUGUUAAUCCAUCGGGAUCUGCUGAGGUCACCAUUAUUUGACCAGAUCAUUGACAUGCUGAGAGUGGAACAGGUGAAAAUUCAUGCAGGCCCCAAAUUUGCCUCCUAUCUGACCUUCAGCCCUUCAGAAGUGAAGUCACUCCGAACAGAGUACGGGGACCUGGAAUUGUGCAUUGAAGUGGUGGACAGCGUCCAGGAUGCCAUUGACCACAUCCAUAAGUAUGGCAGCUCCCACACAGACGUCAUCAUCACAGAGAACGAGAAAACAGCAGAGUUCUUCCUCCAGCAUGUAGACAGCGCCUGCGUCUUCUGGAAUGCUAGCACUCGCUUCUCUGAUGGGUACCGGUUUGGACUGGGAGCAGAAGUGGGAAUCAGCACAUCACGAAUCCAUGCCCGGGGACCUGUAGGACUUGAGGGACUGCUCACGACUAAGUGGCUGCUUCGAGGGCAAGACCACGUUGUCUCCGACUUCUCAGAACAUGGCAGUUUAAAGUACCUUCAUGAGAGCCUCCCUGUUCUCCAGAGAAAUUCCAACUGAGAGGAAGCAGCAAGGCAGGACUUUCUAAGUGGUCUGCACUACAGCCUGGUCAAGAAUCUCCGAGGAGAAACCCGAUCUUGUCCCCCACCUCACGGAAGGGUCUGCCUUUUGGAAAGGGCAAUAAGGUGCUUCUGGCCUAAUUCAGCUCUUCAGUCUUGGCUGAUGUUCAUGUUCCAUCCCAUUCUUUUUUUUUUUAUGCGGUGGUGGGUAUUAAACCUAGGACCCCACGCAUGCUAGGCAAGUAUUUUGCCGCUGGGCUGCUUCCCUAGCCCUGUAUUUCUGUCUUUCACUAAGAAAAUGAUUGUUGCAGAGGAGACUUCACCAUGCCAUCUCACUCCCUCUAGUAGUAGAAUCUAAGGACCGUUUCCACAGAAAAGGCAAGGGAAAACUUGGAAGUGAUUGGGACUAUCCCCAGUGAGUACCCACAUUUCAUUUCACUUCUACACAUGGUCACCUUCUAAGGGGGAGAUUUGGAAUUCCCAAGAAGGGUCAGCACUCCUUAGCAUUCUCAUCAGAAUCCAUGGCCAACAUGGACUGAGUUGUGCAGAAGGAAGAUUGGCCUUUGUGCUUGUGAAGUCAUAGAAAUGUGUCCCAGACACCUGCUGCCUGUCUCAGGCCAGGAAACGGUACCUUUGAUGCAGCUGGAAUCUGAGCCACUGACCAGAGGUGCGAGUUUCAGCAUGUUCCUUCCAAGUGGGAGGAAUAGCUACAGCAAUUAUGCUUGAAAUUUUUAUAUGAAUUAUUUUGUCAUCCUAUCCUUGUUCUCCAGAACAGAGAUUAGAGGAUUAUUUUAAUACUUUGGAUUCUUCCCCCCUUUUGGAGAAAUAAAGUUCUUAUGAAAGGCC